Messenger RNA from Neospora caninum, 1197 nucleotides. RefSeq lists its product as hypothetical. NCBI's taxonomy places the organism in Eukaryota, Apicomplexa, Conoidasida, Eucoccidiorida, Sarcocystidae. The coding region runs from base 1 to 1197 and encodes 398 amino acids. Gene Ontology annotation, molecular function: ATP binding; ATP hydrolysis activity; proteasome-activating activity. Gene Ontology annotation, biological process: positive regulation of RNA polymerase II transcription preinitiation complex assembly. The transcript is spliced from 10 exons. Gene Ontology annotation, cellular component: proteasome regulatory particle, base subcomplex; cytosolic proteasome complex. The record is from RefSeq and is a predicted model, not a curated record.
AUGGUCACCUCUGUAGCACAGCCGGGGGGGGGAGAUGACGAGAGAGCGCGUGCACUGCAGGAGUAUGUCGCGAAAGUGAAGGAGCACAGAGAGUGCGAAGCAAAAGUGAAAAAACUCCGCGAGGAAGUGAAGAAGCAGUCUGGCAGAUAUGAGAAGACCGAAGAAGAUUUGAAGGCGCUGCAAGGCGUCGGCCAACUGAUUGGAGAAGUUUUGAAGCAGCUAGACUCUGAGAAAUUCAUCGUCAAAACGUCCAGUGGGCCUCGCUACAUGGUUGGCAGCAAACCGAAAAUCGACAAAGCCUCGCUGACGGCAGGCACUCGCGUCGCCCUCGACAUGACGACGUUGACGGUGAUGCGCAAGUUGCAGAGAGAAGUGGAUCCUCUCGUCUUCAACAUGCUCCACGAGGAUCCUGGAAGUGUGCAGUACGGAGAAGUGGGAGGUCUCAGCGAACAGAUUCGCCAAAUGCGAGAGGUGAUCGAGUUGCCUCUGACGAACCCGGAACUCUUCAAGAGAGUGGGGAUCAAAACGCCCAAAGGCGUUCUCCUCUACGGCCCCCCGGGGACAGGGAAAACCCUUCUUGCUCGCGCGAUGGCGUCGAACAUGAAUUGCAACUUCAUGAAAGUCGUCGCUUCGGCCAUUGUGGAUAAGUACAUUGGCGAAAGUGCACGCGUCAUUCGCGAGAUGUUUGCGUAUGCCCGAGACCACGAACCGUGCAUCAUUUUCAUGGAUGAAAUUGACGCCAUCGGCGGUCGCCGCUUCUCCCAAGGCACCUCUGCAGACCGCGAAAUUCAGCGCACGCUCAUGGAGCUGUUGAAUCAACUCGAUGGCUUCGAUGAACUCGGAGCUGUGAAGAUCAUCAUGGCCACAAACAGACCAGAUGUCCUCGACCCUGCGCUUAUGCGUCCUGGCCGUCUCGACCGCAAAAUUGAAAUUCCUCUGCCUAACGAGACAGCGCGCGUCGACAUCUUGAAAAUCCACUCCAGCAAAAUCGCCAAACAGGGCGACAUCGACUACGAGGCCAUCUGCAAGCUGUGCGAUGGAUUCAACGGCGCCGACUUGCGAAACGUAUGCACUGAGGCGGGCAUGUUUGCGAUUCGAGCAGAGAGAGACUACGUUGUUGAAGAAGAUUUUUUCAAGGCUGCUCGGAAGUUGGCAGAUAACAAAAAGCUUGAGAGCACGAUCGACUACGACUUUUGA